Molecule: messenger RNA, 1050 nt
Organism: Magnolia sinica
Lineage: Eukaryota; Viridiplantae; Streptophyta; Magnoliopsida; Magnoliales; Magnoliaceae
Product: ras-related protein RABA3-like
Exons: 2
Coding region: 134-832 (232 amino acids)
Cellular component (GO): endosome
Molecular function (GO): GTPase activity; GTP binding
Source: RefSeq, a predicted model, not a curated record
AUUUUCCUUUAAAUCAAAACCGCCGGUGGUUUCCAGAAACCCGCUUUACAAAACCACCAUCUGACACCCCUCCUUUACUAACUACACACUGCACAACUGCAGAAUCCAAAGAAGAAAGGAGAAAAGAGGGAAAAUGCAGGAAGAAACGGAAAAUCUCGGCGAUCCUGAGAAAAUCGACUACGUUUUCAAGAUCGUAGUUAUCGGCGAUUCGGCGGUGGGGAAGACUCAACUCCUCGGCCGGUUCACCAAGGACGAGUUCUGCUUCGACUCCAAGUCUACGAUAGGGGUCGAGUUCCAGACUCGGACGCUGACUAUCAAGAACAAAGUCAUCAAAGCCCAGAUCUGGGACACUGCAGGGCAGGAAAGGUACAGAGCUGUUACGAGUGCAUACUAUAGAGGAGCGCUCGGUGCAAUGUUGGUCUAUGACAUCACCAAACGCCAAUCAUUUGAUCACGUCGCAAGGUGGGUUGAUGAGCUGCGGGCCCAUGCCGACAACUCCAUUGUCAUCAUGUUGAUAGGCAACAAGGCCGAUCUGACGGAUCUGAGGGUUGUCCCGACGGAGGAUGCAGUAGAGUUCGCUGAGGAACAAGAACUUUUCUUCUCGGAGACGUCGGCCCUCAAUGGCGAAAAUGUGGAGAAGGCCUUCUUUAGGCUGUUAGAGGAGAUACAUGGGGUGAUCUCUAAGAAGGCCAUGGAAUGUGUUGAAGUAAAGAAGGAUGGGAAUGAUGUGGUGAUGCUUAAGGGGACCAAGAUUGUGGUGGGCCAACAAGGUUCUGAAUUAGAGAUGAGUGAGAUGAGUGAGAUGAGGAAGAUUCCUUCUUGCUCUUGUUGAUAGGAAAAGGUGGUUUUGUUGUUGUUUUCAUCUUGGGUCUGGAGUGUUUGGUUUGAUCUUUCUAUGGCACGUUGCUUUUUCUUGUAUGUGAAGGAAAUAUGAAAAAAGACUAAGAGAGAGGAGUGAAGUAUUGAGUAUUGGAAAGCUUUUGAAACAUAGACAAUGAAGUCUGUUUUGGUAGCAUUUUUAUUAGAAGAAAUGUUGCAUUGAUCUUUUAA